Aspergillus chevalieri is the source of this 612-nucleotide messenger RNA. Its product is annotated as fungal specific transcription factor domain-containing protein. The record is from RefSeq and is a predicted model, not a curated record. The coding region runs from base 1 to 612 and encodes 203 amino acids. Gene Ontology annotation, molecular function: DNA binding; zinc ion binding. Gene Ontology annotation, biological process: DNA-templated transcription. The transcript has 2 exons. NCBI's taxonomy places the organism in Eukaryota, Fungi, Ascomycota, Eurotiomycetes, Eurotiales, Aspergillaceae.
AUGCCUCCGAAUGACGUGCUUGAUCAACUCAUCACACAGUUUUUCGACUGCGUGGAUUGGUUCAUGAUGGUCUUUCACGAAGGAGAGUUUCGGAGACAGUACAGGAAUUUGAUAGCAUCUGUGGAUGUUUCAGCAUCAGACGGCAACAACAAUUUUCUAUGGCUCCUGUUGCUGGUCCUUGGCCUAGGUGCCCACUAUUCGUCCUUUACCGGAUCUCUGGGAGAGCGUCAGCAAAAUUUACAGGAUCUUUCUAAGAGACUCCUUGCCGAAAUCGAAUAUAAAUUCUUACCGAUUAUCGGCUCUCCUAAUGUGGAAGCUGUGCAAAUAUGUGUGCUGAUGGGAAGUUUUCAUCUGUUCAAUGGUCGACCUACCGUUGGGCUAGGAGUCCUGGGAAGUGGGAUCAAAAUUGCCCAGGUCAUUGGAUUGCACCGUGAAUCAAUGUGGCAGGGUGUCUCUGAUGUCGCACGGGAGACGAGACGACGGUCAUGGUGGGCUUUGGAAGUUGCUGACAAGUGCGUUGUUUCUACACACCCUGCAUCACUCCUGGCCGACCAACUCAUUGACUAUUUUCCAGAUACGCAGCCAUUGCCUUUGGGCGGCCGUGCACUAUAG